UAUAAAUGUAGAACAGAGGUACUGAAGAGUGCACCUUCCUAUAACCCCAUGCAGCAGCUUCCCACAACCAACAACCCUGCACAGAAACGAUAGGCCAGAAAGAAGAGCGAUUAGCAAUAUCAAAGCUAACCGAGAAGCCGAAGGGAGAGUAUUUCUUCUUACCAUCUUUGUUUCCAUGGCAGCUCAAACCAUGGUGAACUCAAGGGCAUUAGCAGCGUCAGUAGCAGCACUAGCAUGGUUUCUGUUGUUCACGAAUCUCGUCAUCUCUGGCCAUGCCGUGCGUGCCGAAAGACCAUUACCACAUGAUAAAGCGCCGGAGGUCUCUGCAGAGGACACCCGGAGACCAGGGCUCUUGGUUAGAGCUGCGAAUUUCUUGUGGCAGAGCGGGGAGUCCUCCUAUGAGCCAGUUUGGCCGGAAAUGGAGUUUGGAUGGAAACUGGUGGUGGGAUCGAUAGUCGGCUUCUUUGGCGCAGCACUGGGUAGUGUUGGAGGGGUUGGCGGCGGCGGGAUAUUCGUGCCAAUGCUCACUUUGAUCAUCGGCUUUGACCCCAAAUCCUCUACUGCCAUCUCGAAAUGUAUGAUAAUGGGGGCGGCCGGAUCGACAGUCUACUACAAUUUGAGACUCAGGCACCCGACACUGGACAUACCCCUCAUAGAUUACGACCUGGCUUUGCUCUUCCAGCCCAUGCUCAUGCUGGGAAUCAGCAUUGGAGUGGCCUUCAACGUCAUGUUUGCCGAUUGGAUGGUCACCGUGCUGUUGAUCAUUCUCUUCCUCGGUACUUCAACUAAGGCAUUGAUCAAAGGCAUAGAUACAUGGAAGAAGGAGACACUGAUGAGAAAGGAAGCAGCCAGGUUGAUGGAAGCAGAAGCAGAGCAAGCUGAAGGUUCCAAGGAAGACUACAAGCCACUGCCCAGCGGUCCGGCUGCCUCACGUGAUGAACAGAUUCCCCUUGCAAAGAACAUCUACUGGAAAGAGUUGUCGAUGCUUCUUUUCAUAUGGGUAGCUUUCCUAGCUGUGCAGAUCAUUAAGACAUACACAAAGACCUGCUCAGUCAAGUAUUGGAUUCUGAACUCUUUACAGGUACCAAUUGCAUGCUCCGUUACACUCUUCGAAGCAAUAGCAUUAUACAGAGGAAAAAGAGUGAUUGCGUCCAAAGGGAAGGAGAUUACAAAUUGGAAACUUCACCAGAUACUUCUUUACUGUUCCUGUGGUAUUAUUGCCGGUAUGGUGGGUGGUCUGCUAGGCCUUGGAGGGGGCUUCAUCCUCGGACCCCUUUUCCUCGAAUUGGGAAUCCCUCCUCAGGUAGCAAGUGCGACGUCAACCUUUGCAAUGACAUUCUCGUCUUCAAUGUCAGUAGUUCAAUAUUAUAUACUCAAAAGGUUUCCAGUUCCAUUCGCUUCAUAUUUCAUUUUAGUUGCAACUAUUGCGGCCAUUGUUGGUCAGCAUGUCGUGAGAAGGAUCAUCGCAAUCCUCGGCAGGACGUCCAUAAUCAUCUUCAUACUGGCUUUGACCAUCUUCGUGAGCGCGAUAAGCUUAGGUGGAGUAGGCAUCUCGAACAUGGUCGAGAAGCUGGAGAACCAAGAAUACAUGGGUUUCGAAAGCCUCUGCUACGAAUCUUAAGCGCUCAUCUGGGGCCGGUGAUUCGGCCUAGCUGCGAAACUUGCUCGCAGGCAGCCUCUCUGAAUUUCUGUCAAAUUUGUUUUGUUCAACUAUAGGGUGAUGUCUGAUAUUAGUGGAUCCGCAAUCCACCUACAUGAUGUCUCCGGAAACCUAUACAGUCCGGAGCUUCAUCAUGUUUUUUGAGCAUCCUGUUUGUUUUAGUUUGCCUCAGUUGUUUUUGCCUAAUGAGCUUCAAUUCAACAUUCAUGUAACAGCUGCUAUAUGUGGAAUAAGAUAAACUUUCAGAUC
Rhodamnia argentea is the source of this 1909-nucleotide messenger RNA. RefSeq names its product sulfite exporter TauE/SafE family protein 3-like. The record is from RefSeq and is a predicted model, not a curated record. Lineage: Eukaryota; Viridiplantae; Streptophyta; Magnoliopsida; Myrtales; Myrtaceae. Gene Ontology annotation, cellular component: membrane; Cul4A-RING E3 ubiquitin ligase complex. Bases 176 to 1621 code for a protein of 481 amino acids. Gene Ontology annotation, biological process: protein ubiquitination. The transcript has 12 exons.